AUCCCUCUAUUGACACAGCUCUCAAAUAAUUCUGCAAUGAAAAGUUAUUCUCUUUCUAUCAACAUCAGGACUCAUCACCACUUUGCAAUUUAUGGAUCUCUAGUAAUGGCAGGUUGAGAGAAACCAUAAUAGCUGCUAAUUUCUCCAUCUUAAAUUAAUUUAUUAUCCUGUAACGGUGAAUAUUCAUUAUUUAAGUUUUGUUUUGGUUGGGUGUGAAAUGAAAAUUAUUCGGUGUCUACAUUUUUCGGUCCAAAGGAGGUUCAAGUUGAUGGUCCUGUCACUUCUCUUCCUGACCUUCAUGAUGCAUUUUAUUCUGGAUGUACUCUCUUUAUCCACUACAGUUUCAUGCUCAUGUCCAUCUGAAAACCACCCCAGAGCCAAAACCCGCAUGGUUAGGAAGUCUCCAGUGGUGAGGUCGUUACAAGAUUUUAGUGGCAGCAAUGGAUCGUCAGUGUAUGGCAGCCCAAUGUUGAAGGCUUCUGAAGUGAAUGCAAAAGAUUCAAACAAAAAACUGACAAGAUAUCAAGGAUCAAAGCUCACCUCACUUUUCCAGCACCCCCUGUAUAAUACUCCAAUACCAGAGAUCAAGGAAGAAGAUAUGCUUUUUAGAGUCAAUGCUGAGGAACGAUUUACACUGAAAGAGAUCGGGAGUGAGGAAUGGGUCAGUGCUGGACUGAAGUUUGAGCUUCCCACAGGUGAAGCAGCUGCUGACACUUACCCAACAUGGCUGAAAUUUCACAUAGGAAUCAACAGAUAUGCAUUAUACCCAAGACAAGACCCUCUUAUUCCCAUCCUGCUAAAAGAAAUAUCUACACAGCACAUUCUUAACUCCGUUCAGAAAACUGGUGGGACACAGCUUAAACUGCUUAUGACUUUUCCAAACUAUGGACAGGCUCUCUUCAAACCCAUGAAACAAGAUCGCAACCAGGAAACAUCCCCAGAUUUCUUUUAUUUCUCAGAUUUUGAGAGGCACAACGCAGAGAUUGCAGCGUUCCACCUGGACAGGAUCCUGGAUUUCCGAAGGAUUCCUCCUGUGGUUGGACGUCUUGUGAAUAUUACCAAAGAAGUCAGAGAUAUCACUACAGACAAAAAGUUAUUCAAAACUUUUUACAUCUCACCAGGUAUGCUGAAAAAGGCAUUCUUCAAAUCAAUUACAGAGAAGAACGCAGCAUCUGCAGGGAUUGCAGAAAUGACCAACAACAUUUGCUUUUAUGGCGAAUGCUCCUACUACUGUUCCACGGAGCAUGCGCUGUGUGGCAAGCCUGACCUUCUAGAGGGAUCAUUGGCUGCCUUUUUACCAGACACUGAACUGGCCAAGAGGAAAUCCUGGCGAAGCCCUUGGAGACGUUCAUAUCACAAAAGCAAAAAGGCAGACUGGGAGCUGAAUCUCAAUUAUUGUGACACCGUGAAAGUGAUGCCACCCUACAGUGAGGGAACACGACUAUUGGACCUAAUCGAUCUUUCUAUUUUGGAUUUUUUCAUGGGGAACCAAGAUCGUCAUCACUAUGAGACAUUCGAGAAGUUUGGAAACGAGACCUUCCUUCUGCAUCUGGACAAUGGAAGGGGGUUUGGACGACACUCAUAUGAUGACCAAUCCAUUCUGGCUCCUCUACAGCAAUGUUGCAGGGUGAAGAAGUCUACACUGCAAAGGCUUCAACUCCUGGCUACAGAUCCAUAUCGCCUGAGUGAUGUAAUGCGAGAGUCUCUGUCCAUGGACCCUCUUGCUCCCAUCCUGUCAGAGCCGCACCUUUUUGCCCUUGACCGCAGGCUGGGCCUUAUCCUUAGUGCUGUAAAGGAAUGUUUCACAAAAGAGGGACAGCACCGUGUGGUCUAUGAGGACCUGGCCAGACUACCCAAGGAGAGAAAAUGAUAGGGGUCAAAAUAUUCUAAAUAUGAUGACAUCUAGAGCGUGAAGUAACACCCCUCAUCCAUCCCAGAAUACUUUAGUUACUGACUGUAAUGCACAUAUUUGUAAUACACAAACUUCAAUUUAAGAAUGAUAGUUCUUUAUCUGUGUACUAUCAGCUCAUGUGAUAACUUACUGUAAUACAUGUAGAACAAAUGCAAUAAAAUUUAAUAUUUUCUCAGAA
This is a messenger RNA of Pseudophryne corroboree (corroboree frog), 2090 nucleotides long. Its product is annotated as extracellular serine/threonine protein kinase FAM20C-like. Gene Ontology annotation, cellular component: Golgi apparatus. Gene Ontology annotation, molecular function: phosphotransferase activity, alcohol group as acceptor. The transcript is spliced from 11 exons. Gene Ontology annotation, biological process: protein phosphorylation; enamel mineralization. Bases 218 to 1870 code for a protein of 550 amino acids. Lineage: Eukaryota; Metazoa; Chordata; Amphibia; Anura; Myobatrachidae. The record is from RefSeq and is a predicted model, not a curated record.